AUGUCAAAAAAGUACGUUAACACUGAUAAUAAUAAAUACGAAGGAACAGGCAAAUUUUCAAACGACAAAAAUGGAAAUCAAAAUUUUAGUGAAGACGCACUAAAGCUAUUUUUCAAUUCAUGGGAAAAAUUACAUAAAGAAGAAAUAAAAAAUGAAAAACGGAAAAACUUUAUAAAGUUUGAUGAAGACGGAACAGAAAAUGAUAUGGAAAAUGGAAAUAAAGAAUAUUUUAAUUCGUAUGCUUAUAUACAUAUACAUGAAGAUAUGAUCAAAGAUGAAGUAAGAACACGAAGUUAUUAUGACGCUAUUAGAAAAAAUGAACAUUUAAUUAAAGAUAAAAUUGUAUUGGAUGUUGGAUGUGGCACAGGCAUUUUAUCAUUUUUUGCAGCAAAACAUGGAGCUAAACAUGUAUAUAGUAUAGAAAAAAGUAAUAUAAUCUAUACUGCUUUAAAUAUAAGAGAUGUAAAUAAUUUAACUGAUAAAAUUACAUUUAUAAAAGGACUAGCAGAAAAUAUAACUCUUCCUGUAGAUAAAGUUGAUAUUAUUAUAUCAGAAUGGAUGGGAUAUUGUUUACUUUAUGAAAAUAUGCUUGAUACUGUUCUAUUUUGUAGAGAUAAAUGGCUAAAAAAAGGAGGUAUCAUUUUUCCUGAUAAAACUUAUAUGUAUAUAGCAGGUAUUGAAGAUAGUUUAUAUAGAGAAGAAAAAUUUGAUUAUUGGAAACAUUGCUAUGGACUUAAUUUUACACCUGUUAUACCUAUUUUAAAAGAAGAAGUAGUUAUUGAUUAUGUUGAUAAAAAUUAUAUAGUUACAGAUUCAAGUUGCAUACUAAAAUUAGAUUUAAAUACAUGUACAAAAGAAGAUUUAUCUUUUGUAUCACCAUUUAAUAUUACUAUGACAAGAAGAGAUUAUAUUCAUGCUCUUGUCAUAUGGUUUGAUGUAUCAUUCUCUGCUUGUCAUACUAAUGUUAGUUUUACUACAGGACCAUAUGGAGCAAAUACACACUGGAAACAAAUUGUUUUAUAUACUAAUCAUAUUAUUACUGCGGAAAAAAAUGAAACAAUGAAAGGCAUAUUUGCUCUUAAAAAAAAUGAACAAAAUAAUAGAUAUAUAGAUAUGAAGCUAUAUUACAAUUUCUCGGGUGCCCAUUCUAAAGUUGAAAGUACACAGUUUUUUAAUAUUAGUUAG
This is a messenger RNA of Plasmodium vinckei vinckei, 1185 nucleotides long. RefSeq names its product protein arginine N-methyltransferase 1, putative. Gene Ontology annotation, molecular function: protein-arginine N-methyltransferase activity. Lineage: Eukaryota; Apicomplexa; Aconoidasida; Haemosporida; Plasmodiidae. Bases 1 to 1185 code for a protein of 394 amino acids. The transcript has a single exon. The record is from RefSeq and is a predicted model, not a curated record. Gene Ontology annotation, biological process: peptidyl-arginine methylation. Gene Ontology annotation, cellular component: nucleus.